UUUGGCUAAGCAUGAUGUGGCUCAAAUCUCAUUAAAUGCAUAAAAGCAUGACUGGGUGCAUAGAAGACUAUUUGAAAGGACAUAGUCAACAGUACAAGCAAAGUGAGGUAGCUCUGGGAACAAGAGGGCCUGAGUUGAAUAUUUAGCAGUCCUAGCUUUUAACGCUUUUUUACGCGGUUUAUUUUUCCAAACAUUUUUUUUUCUUCUACCCCCUCAUUGAAGUAAACAUUAGGCAAAAAUGAAGUUGGUUAGAUUUUUAAUGAAGUUAAAUAACGAGACAGUUUCUGUCGAAAUGAAGAAUGGUACAGUUGUUCACGGUACCAUUACUGGUGUCGAUAUGAGCAUGAACACACAUUUAAAAACUGUCAAGAUGACUGUCAAAAAUAGAGAUCCUGUUAGUUUGGACACCUUGAGUAUUCGUGGUAACACUAUUCGUUGUGUUAUUUUGCCAGACAGUCUGCCGUUAGAUACACUCUUGAUUGACGAUUCACCUAAAUCCAAGAAGAAGGCUGAUGAUGGUGAAGGUGCUGGACGUGGACGUGGUAGAGGUAUGGCACGUGGAAGAGGUGGACGUGGUGGAGCAAGAGGAAGAGGUGGACGUUAAGAGACAACAUAUACACACACGCACACAACUCACAAACACACACUUACACACAAAUCACUCUCAGUCACUCUCCAUACACGUAAAAUAAAAAUAAAAAUAAAACACUUUUUUUUUUUUAGAAAACCAGCUAAAAAAAAAAUCAUUUAUUAUUGUGAUGUCCUUGAAUGCGUUCGUGUCUUCUCAAUGCGUCUAAUCGAGUAAAUUUUUUACCACAGUCUUGACAAUAACAGAGUGGACGAUUUUUUAAAUGAAUUGUCU
Molecule: messenger RNA, 862 nt
Organism: Mucor mucedo
Lineage: Eukaryota; Fungi; Mucoromycota; Mucoromycetes; Mucorales; Mucoraceae
Product: Sm-like ribonucleoprotein
Exons: 3
Coding region: 239-604 (121 amino acids)
Biological process (GO): spliceosomal snRNP assembly; RNA processing
Cellular component (GO): U5 snRNP; U2 snRNP; pICln-Sm protein complex
Molecular function (GO): RNA binding
Source: RefSeq, a predicted model, not a curated record